CGGGCUACAUAGGCGUUCAGUGCCGGGGCAAGGUGCACUGCUCGUUUCCGGUGCUGGACGGGCCCGGGAUCAUGCUGAUCUCCAUCAGCGGGCUGGAGCACACGGCCCGCGUGCUCACGCUGUGCAAGCCGGGCUACACGUGGCGCAGCGGACAGCACUCGCGCGUCUGCCAGGCCAACGGCUCCUGGUCGGGCGUAGCCGCCAUCUGCAGCCAGCCCAGGCCCGACGAGGCGCAGCCCUGCUUGGCCGGGCGGACAAACACCACUAGAGGAACGUUCGACUGGCACCAGACGUCCGUUGGCGUAAAUCGCACCCUGCCGUGCCCGAUUGUGCUCGCCGGACAGGCGCCAAAGUACGCGUAUCGUUCCUGCCUCGGCCCGGCUACGUGGUCGGCCAUACGCCUGCAAGACUGUCCCUACCUGAGCGAGCGUACGCGCGGCAUCAAUCUGCUCAGCGAGGUGGCGGGAAAGUCGUUACGCAACGCCACGUCGACCAAUUCCAUCCUGACGAUCGUGGACAACAUAACGGUGCUGAUCAACGACGAUGCGGACCUUAGCAACGACGAGCUCGGUCUGCUCUCCACGAUCCUGGACGAUGUGGUGGAGAGCACAGUGCAGGUGAUUAACUCGCAGACGCAGCAGGCGAGCGACUUUGCUCAAGUGGACCGCAUCCUCUCCUCCUUCCUGAACGUGGUCAGUCGCGUUGCCAGCGACAAUCAUCAUGACGACUCGAGCGCCACCGGAUCGGGGAUGCCGCCGCAGACAACGCCAGGAGCGGGCGAGCCAGACGCAAGCAUCUCGCAGGUCAGGAUAGCCGUCUCACUGACCAAGCUCGUGCAGUCCGUCCCCAUAGCGCAGAACCAGGAGUUGAUACGCAUGGCGGACAAUGUCGGUGUGGCGGCCGUGUGUCCCGAAGAUAUGUCUGGCUACUCGGUAACCGUGGACGACGGUGUGGGCAAUAGCAACGGUAGCGAGGCCGCAAACUCCACAUCGAGCACGCCACAGUCUCCGAGCAUUUCGGUGCGCAUCCGACGGGUUCAACAAGAUCCUGAGCUUCACAUGAACGGCACGACGGCGAAAUCCACCAAGCUAAUGCUGUCGAUCCCGGCCGAAGCGGUCGAUAUUGCCAGCAGAUACAUCGGGACCACCACCGUCACCGCCAAUGGGUCAGCAAGCACUGCGUGCAAGCGCGCCACGGCUAGCUUUGUCAUGUUCUUCAAAUCGCAGCUGUUCCCGAGCACGACGUCCGACGGCGACGUGCUAGCCUCGAAGGUGAUAGCCGCCAAGGUCGGCACCCUCGCCAACGUGAACCUGUCCUCGUCUAGCGUCGUCAUGGUUUUGCCAGUCGACCAGUCGCUGAUGAGCCGCGUCAACAGCUCCUGGACGGCCACGUGCGCUUUCUGGGACACACGCCGGGCCAGCUGGAGCUCCGCCGGCUGCCGCCUGCUGUCGUUCUACGCGACGAACAACGGGAGCGGCGCAGCGGCCCAGUGCAGCUGCAAUCACAUGACCAACUUUGCGCUGCUGGUUCGUCCACCGCAGGCAACCACUCCUGGCAGCGGCGGCAACGACGGCGAUGACAAUGGCGUCGCCGACAGGAGCCAGGCACGGCACACGCACGCCCUGUCGACCUUGACCAUGUUCGGCUGCGGCAUGUCGUCGUUGUGUCUCUGCUUCACCAUCUUCAUCAUCGUCAGCAACCGCGACCUGCGCAUACGUCAGCGUCAGCAGCUUACACUCGGCAUGUCCGUAGCACUUCUCUCCGUUAUGAUUCUGUUUGCCUCGUCUGAGUCGGCCGUGGGCAGCAAGCACUCGUGCCGCGCCGUGGCCUCCCUGCUCCACUACUCUCUCCUGUCGCUGUUCUGCUGGAUGGGAGCGCAGGCCACACUACUCUACAAGCAACUCGUGCGCGUGUUUGACACCGUGUCGGAGAAGUUCACACGGAUCUCGGUGCUCGCAUCCGCCCUGGGCCCGCUGCUCGUCGUCGCGGCAACCGCUAUAUCCACCAGCAUGCAGGCGUACACAAACCGAGCCGGCCUCUGUUUCAUCUCCACGGAUAUGGUGUUCUACGUGACGUUCUUCGGCCCCAUGGUGCUCAUGGUCGUGUACAACACGCUGAUCAUCGCCCGCGUCAUCGGCAUCGUUAUGUCGACCGGCAAUGCCGUGCAGCGGGAGAAAGGAGAGAGUGGCGGAGUCGGGCAGACAAUGUUCUACGUGCGCAUCGUCACGUCGCUAUCGGUUCUGGUCGGCGUGACGUGGCUGCUCGGGCUGCUGGUGGCGUUUGUCGACUCUGUGGCGCUGCAGUACCUGUUCUGCGUUGUCAACUCGUUCCAGGGCUGCGCCGUGUUCUACUUUUACACGCUCACGGCGAAGGAAGUGCACGAGGCGCUGCGACGCAAUCCCCGCUUUGCCCUGCUCAAGCCGCUCCUGGGCUGCCAGGAUCGCCGACAACGACUGUCGGCAGUGCCGCUGUCAGCGGUAACCACCUCCACUAACUCCACCAGCGGCGGUAGUGGGAACAACAACAACAACAACACCGCAAGCAGCAGUCGAGCGCAGAAUGCCGCAGCGGACACCAAGGCAGCAGUAGCAGCAGCGCAAGGUGAGGAGGACCGUCCGACCACGGCGAGCACGUCGUGCACUUCGGCCAACAUCUUCCUGCCGCACGACCACACUCCCGUCAUCAGCGACCGUUCGAGCGACACGUCAAUCGGUGCCAAUGCCGCCAGCGGCUCCAACCAUCUAGGCUUGCUCAACAUUGACGAAUGCGGCGACGGCUGCAAUCGCAAAUGCAGCACGUCCUCCGCCAACACGUUCGUAGAUCAGGGUACGUCAGAAGGUGGCGCAACACCGCCUUCGUCUUCGGGCUCCGCCACGCGUAUAGCGGGCACGGGCACGCCCAACCAGCUGAGUCCCAAGAAGAACGCGUUGACUCCGGUUGCAUCCGCCGGUUCGGGCGCUGGCAACGAGGACGGUGACAUUGGCGCAGCGGGAGCGUCGCCGCCACCUCACUCUCCUAGCGUGUACGAUGCUCUGGCGCCCAUCCGCAAGGCGAUGAUGGCGCAGCGAAAGGCGAGCGGCAGCCAGGGCAGUGAGUCGAGCCCGGUGAGCCAACGAGACUCCCCCGUUGCGCAGCCGCGACCCACCGCCUCCGUCACCGUGGCACUGCAGUUCUCGCUACAACCACUGCCGACAGAAGACCUGGGAUCGGCGGCGGCAACGACGGCAGGGGAAUCCGACGACAGCGGAUUCAGACGCAAGCCGCUGGCCGCUCAGCACCGCGUCGCCUCGCUGCAGUCACCCAACUCCGUCGGUCCGCCCGUGCACAAGCCGUCGCACAUUCAAACGCUCCCCUCGCAGCUGAGCAUGAACGGCGAGAUGCUGGCAAAGUACGCCGCGUCGCGCGCCACCCACCAGUCCCUUGACUGUGAGUCUCCGACGGUGCAGUCCAAGGGCUCGCUUCAUCACAUCGUGCAGCCCCUGCAUCGCAUCACCAACAACGCCAAGACCAAGCUGGGCAACGCCGUCCUGUCCAGCCUGGAGAGCUGCAAGUCGAUGGGUGCCAGCGUCGGCGCCAGCGUGGGCUCCACUCGCAGUACCCCCAUGCAGUACUACAACCCACUGCUGGACAACGAGGACCUGGCGAUGUCGCCGUGAUCCCGUCCCCGUGUCGUAAUGAUGUCCCCACAGUGACGUCGUGAUGAUGCCACCAGUAAACCCCCCCGGCCAUGACGUCAUGAUGAUGUCACCGUUAUCCCUGCCAUGACGUCAUUGUGUCGUUGUGAUCCCGUCGGGACGUCGUCGUCGUCGUGAUGCAAUCAGAUAUGUGUGUGUGUGUGUGUGUGUGUGUGUACAUGUGUGUGUGUGUGAGUAGAAGUGUGUGUGUGUGUGUUCCACUGCCAGCUUGUCUACUUAUCAUGUGCCGGCUUUGGAUGCUUGGCUUGCUAGCAUCUCACGGGUCACAAUACAAUGGCAGCUGGGCUCGGCGUAGCCUUAGCAACACGACAGCGCCGUCCCCUGGACUUUCAUGCAUAUGAUUAUGAUGUCGGUGGGCUAGCUGCUUGCAAGCGUGUGCACAUUCGUUUUGUGUGUGUGUGUGUGUGUUUGUGUGUGUGUGUGUGUCAAUAUGAGUAUAUUUUCCCCGUUUGCCCUAGUUUUCCAUCCGACUUCGGUACUUACCGUUUGCUGCUUUCGCCGUUUUCUCAAUGGGAGUGCGUCCUUGUUGAGGAAGCUAUCCCCCAGCUGUUAUGCCCUCUUACAUUUUGUUACUCUUUCCCCCUUGGCAGGAACAUGUGUGCAUAUGAUUGCACGGAUGUGUGUGUGUGUGUCCCCUCCCUCUGCUUGAACGCCAAUUCCUGCAGCAAACGUACAUUAUGGAUGAUCUAUUUUUUUACUCCAAUGAGCAAGAGGUGUGCAUGCUCGCAGUGUCAAAUCAUGCUGAAUAAUGCACCCGGUUGCGCGCUUGCAAACAUGCACGUGCACACACACACACACACACACACACACACGACCACUGUUUUGCUGCUUCUUGCGCCAUGCAAAUUACCCGCCUCUUGUUAUAGACGCCUCUUCAUUCCUUCCAACCUAAACUUUUUAUCCAUGAUUUCAGCUAGUUUUGUUAUAUUCUAUUUCGACAAUUCAUCAUUAUUUUUUCAUGAUGGCGAUAUCACAGUCCUUAUGUUUUCCGGCAUGACUGUCUUUUUAAUUAGUCAUUACCUUUGUUCGAACCUAAUGAAGUGCUUUCGUAGGAUCGUUUUUU
Molecule: messenger RNA, 4758 nt
Organism: Sycon ciliatum
Lineage: Eukaryota; Metazoa; Porifera; Calcarea; Leucosolenida; Sycettidae
Exons: 1
Coding region: 72-3656 (1194 amino acids)
Biological process (GO): cell surface receptor signaling pathway; G protein-coupled receptor signaling pathway
Cellular component (GO): membrane
Molecular function (GO): G protein-coupled receptor activity
Source: RefSeq, a predicted model, not a curated record